AUGUAUUUGGCAGCCACUGGGAUGUUGGUGGUGAUGAAUAAGAUCCAGCCAUCUCAACUCGUCGAAGAACAGCGCAAUGCUGCGAGGCUGUUUAAGCAGCUUCAUGGCCAGAUUCAAAGAACACUCUCUUGUGGCACUCCUACUAGUAACGAUGUUGAGGAAGCCAUGGAGAAAGUUUUGGCACUGGACAAGGCAUUCCCGCUUCCUUUACUAGGAGCCAUGCUUGAUAAAUUCCCCGAAACUGUGGAACCUGCUGUAUGGUGGCCGCAGCACAGGCAAAGACAGGAAAGGCAUAGUGGCAGAACAGAUGGAAAUGGUUGGAGUGUGGAGUUGGAGGAAGAAAUGAGAGAAGUUGUUGGGGUUUUGAAGAGGAAGGACACUGAAGACUAUUUGAGGCUGGGCAAAAUAGCCUUGAAAGUCAACAAGAUACUCGCCAUUUCUGGCCCCUUAUUGACAGGCUUAGCGGCUUGUGGAACUGCGUUCGUGGGAUCUUCUCAUGGUCCCUGGGCCGCGACACUAGGAGUCGUAGCUGGAGCCAUGGCAAGCGUGGUGAACACAAUGGAGCAUGGCGGGCAAGUGGGCAUGGUGUUUGAGAUGUAUAGAGGCAACGCAGGCUUCUUCCGGCUGAUGGAAGAGAGCAUAGAGUCAAAUCUGAAUGAAAGAGAUGUGGGGAGAAGAGAGAAUGGGGAAUUGUUUGAAUGA
Molecule: messenger RNA, 702 nt
Organism: Vitis vinifera (wine grape)
Lineage: Eukaryota; Viridiplantae; Streptophyta; Magnoliopsida; Vitales; Vitaceae
Product: probable F-box protein At4g22030
Exons: 1
Coding region: 1-702 (233 amino acids)
Source: RefSeq, a predicted model, not a curated record